Boeremia exigua is the source of this 747-nucleotide messenger RNA. RefSeq lists its product as uncharacterized. The coding region runs from base 1 to 747 and encodes 248 amino acids. The transcript is spliced from 3 exons. Gene Ontology annotation, molecular function: protein binding. NCBI's taxonomy places the organism in Eukaryota, Fungi, Ascomycota, Dothideomycetes, Pleosporales, Didymellaceae. The record is from RefSeq and is a predicted model, not a curated record.
AUGUCAGGCGGGAACCUCACUAGCAACAAGAGGCUCACGCGUCGCUUCGUUGGCCAUGCGCGUGCUGGCAUGGCGCUUAUAAAGAUUGGCCAUGAAAGCACCCCGUACUACGUCCACAAGAGCUUGCUCACUCAGCACAGCGAGUAUUUCCAACGUGCGCUCAAUGGCAGCUGGAAGGAAGCAGAGGAGGGUGUCAUCACGCUUGAAGACGUUGAGUGCAAUACCUUUGAUAUCUUCGUGGAAUGGCUCUAUACGCAGAAAGUGCCGAAAAAGUACUCGGAAUGGCUGAAAGACACUCUCACUCCAGAUAUUUGGCAACGCAAAGCAGUGCAGAUGGCUAUAGUUAAAGCCUGCCACUUCGGAGAUCGUUUCUUGGUUUCGGAGUUCGGUCGCAUCGUUGAACGCACCUUCAUCUGUUACAUAGUAACGAGUGAAGACGAUCUCUACUAUGAGGUGAUCGCGUACGCGUACGAACAUUUGUCAACAAAAAGCCUGAUCUUGAAGGCAAUGAUCGAUACUCAUUGUGCCACCUUCACUACAGAUAUGGACGAAAAGGUCCCUGGAGAGGUCGAUCACCGCGAAAUACUUCCUCGAGAGUUUCUUCUAGGUGUGAUGCUGAGAUACGCUGAGAUAACGCAAGACCAAGACAAGUGGAUUCAACUCAGCUGUGACUAUCAUGAUCACUCUUCGCUAGAGGAGGUCCUGGAAGAUGACCUAGACGACUUUACGGAUACAGAAGCGGAGUGA